Vitis vinifera (wine grape) is the source of this 1321-nucleotide messenger RNA. RefSeq names its product probable carboxylesterase 2. Lineage: Eukaryota; Viridiplantae; Streptophyta; Magnoliopsida; Vitales; Vitaceae. The record is from RefSeq and is a predicted model, not a curated record. Gene Ontology annotation, molecular function: hydrolase activity. The coding region runs from base 221 to 1201 and encodes 326 amino acids. The transcript has a single exon.
UCCUCUAAAAAAGAUAACCUUCAUAAUCAUUAUUUUUUCCGUCGACCCUUUUGGCUAAUUCUCCUAUUUUUUGGAGCCAUGAUUGGUUGACCUGGAAGCAGCCAAAAUGCCUUGGCGUGAUGGAAAGCGAUAACGAGACUAAGAGGAGGGCGGCUCUAACCAAAGAAAGCUCCUCGCUUUCUAUUAUCCCUCUCUAUCUCUCUAUCUCUUUCUCUGGGUGAUGGAUUCAGCCAAACCUGAAUUAGCACGCGAAGUUCUUCCGCUUCUCCGAAUACACAAAGAUGGCAGCGUCGAGAGGCUUCGAGGCACCGAGGUUGUUCCGGCAGGCACUGAUCCUCAAACAGGAGUUUCAUCCAAAGAUGUGACUAUCAUCCCAGAAAUAGACCUCUCCGCUCGCCUCUUCCUCCCAAAACUCACCAACCCUAACCAGAAACUCCCUCUCCUUGUCUACUUCCACGGUGGUGGUUUCUAUCUCUCCACACCCUUCGCUCCAAACUACCAUAACUACCUCAAUUCACUGGUUUCCCAAGCAAACGUUGUUGCUGUUUCUGUCAACUACAGAAAAGCUCCUGAACACCCUAUUCCUGCUGCGUACGAAGACUCCUGGGCAGCACUACAGUGGGUUGCUUCCCACUGUAAUGGUAAUGGGCCGGAGGCUUGGUUGAACGAGCAUGCCAAUUUCGAGAGGAUCUUCCUUUCCGGAGAGAGCGCUGGCGCUAACAUCGUUCAUAACUUGGCAAUGGCCGCCGGAAGAGGAGACGCCGAGUCUGGGCUUGGGGUGAGGCUUCUGGGGGUUGCUCUGGUCCACCCCUUCUUCUGGGGGUCGACCCCUAUUGGGUCGGAGGCGGUGGAUCCGGAGAGAAAGGCUUGGGUGGACUCGGUGUGGCCGUUCGUGUGUCCGUCGAUGCCGGACAGUGACGACCCACGAUUGAACCCGGUGGCGGAGGGUGCACCAAGCUUGGUGGGGUUGGGUUGUGGUAGGGCGCUGGUUUGUGUGGCUGAGAAGGACGUGUUGAGAGAUAGGGGUUUGGUUUACUACUCGGCUUUGGCUGGGAGCGGAUGGAUGGGUGUGGCGGAGAUGUUCGAGACGGAUGGUGAGGACCAUGCCUUUCACCUUCAUGAUUUGGGGUGUGAAAAGGCCAGAGAUUUGAUCCAACGCUUGGCUGCUUUCUUGAAUAGGGACAUGCUUCCUUGGAUUUGAUAUUUUGACUUUCUGUUUAUUGAACUUAUAUUGAAUAAUUUUAACAGCUCCACUUCGAUUUGAGUUUCUUGGUAAUCCUUGUAAUGUAUUCAUCUAUUUUCAUAAUCAUCCAGUUCUCCA